This is a messenger RNA of Pestalotiopsis fici W106-1, 609 nucleotides long. RefSeq lists its product as uncharacterized. NCBI's taxonomy places the organism in Eukaryota, Fungi, Ascomycota, Sordariomycetes, Amphisphaeriales, Sporocadaceae. The record is from RefSeq and is a predicted model, not a curated record. The transcript is spliced from 2 exons. Gene Ontology annotation, molecular function: carbon-sulfur lyase activity. Bases 1 to 609 code for a protein of 202 amino acids.
AUGUCACCCUCACCCGCCAAGAAGCAGAAAUUGUCGGCAAAUGCCAAUGAGCACCUCGAACAGGAGCCUCAUGAGAUGUCUGAAAUCGCUGGGGAGGCGGACGGAGAUCCCUACCCCCGGGGCACCGACCACGAGAGUCGGGGGAAACACGACACAACCACUACUCACGAGGACGAGGAGGAGGAGAAGCAAAAGGAUGGCGGCGAGUGGCGUGACCAGCCGCCUUAUCGCACCUCGAAUGAGAAUGAGCAUUUUGACAAGAAGCACACAGCCGAGUGCAACUGUGGGAGGAUCAGAUAUUGGCUUAGUCGCGACGCCCCAAUCGCCAGCAAGUACUGCCACUGCAAGGACUGCCAGAGUUUGCAUGGUGCUCCCCUGCAGUGGGCGGCCAUCUUCAAAAAGGAAGACCUACACUUUGAGAACGGCGCCAAGGGGCUGGCCUUUUACCACUCUGAGAAGAAGCACACUUAUCAUGAUCUCCCCUGCAAAGUGAGCUGCGCAUAUUGCCACGCACCCAUCAUGGACGAGGGGCGAAACAUGGUUCUCAUGUUCCCUGCCAUUAUCAAGUUCAAAAACCAAGAAGCAAAGAAGAGCUUCGAGCCGACGUAG